This is a messenger RNA of Tripterygium wilfordii, 1598 nucleotides long. Its product is annotated as 2-carboxy-1,4-naphthoquinone phytyltransferase, chloroplastic. Gene Ontology annotation, cellular component: membrane. Bases 145 to 1365 code for a protein of 406 amino acids. Gene Ontology annotation, biological process: phylloquinone biosynthetic process. NCBI's taxonomy places the organism in Eukaryota, Viridiplantae, Streptophyta, Magnoliopsida, Celastrales, Celastraceae. The transcript has 12 exons. The record is from RefSeq and is a predicted model, not a curated record. Gene Ontology annotation, molecular function: prenyltransferase activity.
GGAUAUAGUGAAGAGAUGAACAACUGUACCCUCUCUUACACUAACAAUUGCUCCCAUAUCAUCUCUCACACAAGAGAUUUCAAGCUGCAAAGUUAGCCUGGGCAGGAGCAGGAGCACAUUUUCAGUGCAAGAUAACAUUAGAGGAUGUUGAUACCAUUGGGGGUCACAUUCUGUAACCUCAAUUCAGGGAUUAAUCACAAGAAUCUUAAUGAAUAUCUCUCAAAGCCAAGGUACAAAACGAGGUCCCAUAUAGGAGUUCUCCUUACAAAACUCUCCAAAACAUCGACGACCCUUCUUCACAUGAAUGUUCGGAAGUCUUUCCAUAGAACCCAUAUAAAACUAAGAGACAAGCAAUGGUGUCAAUGUCAUUGGAAAGUCUCCAAUUGUAAAGCAAAGCACCUUGACUACACCAGUGAAGAGGAAAAAGAAGAGGAAGUUGGAAAAGCAACUUUGAUAUGGAGGGCAAUCAAACUGCCGAUAUACUCCGUCGCAUUAGUUCCACUAACUGUAGGAGGUGCAACUGCUUAUAUGCAAACUGGGAGAUUCUUAGCUUGGCGCUACCUCUAUCUGUUGGCCUUCUCGGUUCUUAUUAUUACUUGGCUCAACUUAAGCAACGAUGUUUAUGAUUUCGAUACAGGAGCAGAUAAGAAUAAGAAGGAAUCAGUGGUAAACAUGCUUGGCAGCCGUGCAGGGACCUUCAUUGCUGCCUACUUAUCGCUUGCCCUUGGCCUUAUGGGCUUGACUCAGGCAUCUGUACAGGCAGGAAAUUUGCAGUCCAUGUUAUUACUGAUCUGUGCAAUUAUCUGUGGUUAUAUAUACCAGUGUCCACCAUUCCGGCUGAGUUACCAAGGAUUGGGAGAACCUUUGUGCUUUGCAGCAUUUGGUCCUUUUGCAACCACUGCCUUUUACUUAUUGCUGGGGAGCACAAGUGAGAUCAACAAGCCUCCCAUAUCAUGCGCAAUUCUAUGUGCUUCAGUCCUGGUUGGCUUUACGACCACGCUAAUCCUCUUUUGUAGUCAUUUUCACCAGGUGGAAGAAGAUAUGGCUGUUGGAAAGCUAUCCCCUCUGGUUAGAUUGGGCACCAAAAGAGGUUCUGACGUGGUUAGAGUGGCGGUUAUGGCGCUUUACUCCCUUCUCUUUGCUUUUGGUCUAAGCAGAGCUCUUCCUGCUGCUUGCAUUCUUCUUUGUGCGCUGACUGCACCGAUUGGAAAACUUGUAGUAAGCUUUGUUCAAGAGAAUUACAAGGACAAAGGGAAAAUUUUCAUGGCUAAGUAUUACUGUGUGAGAUUGCAUGCCCUAUUUGGAGUUGCAUUGGCUACUGGUUUGGUUGUUACCAAGAGAUUUCUUCCAAGACUGAAAUUUUAAUAAAUGUUUGUCCAAAUGACUUGACAUUGUAAGAGUUAGUCAAGUAGAAGUCAGCUUAGAUUUGAUAUCUUGAAUCUGAUGCAACUCUGCAACAUGGUUUGUGCUCAUUUAAGCUUCAGUUACUGUGAAACCAUUUUUCCCUGCAAGGCCUGUAAAGUCAUGUUUAAUGGCUUUUAGGGAAACAGUAUUCUCACCCCCCAAAUUAUUAAUCUCACCCCCCAAUCAUAGAUUUU